UUUAAUCUGACGUAUCCUAAGCCGAUAACUUAACCUCAAAAUUUGCAGAGUAUAUGCACGCAGGCGCAGAUGCCGUUUUUUGAUUGAUAUAUAAGGCUGUGGCAGUACAAAGGAAACAUCUCAAGUAGUUUUUCUGGAGUCGCAGUGACAGUGGUAUUUGAAAUAUGGCAGAGGUCAUUGAUUGUAAUUUUCCUGUAUGGGGCCUUUUACCUAAAAAAGAAACUGGUGUCACUCAAUUUCUUACCAAAUAUCCUGAAUAUGACGGCCGGGGAGUUAUUAUUGCAAUUUUCGAUUCAGGGAUUGAUCCUGGGGCUCCUGGUAUGCAGCUGACUUCGGAUGGAAAACCAAAAAUUAUUGAAAGGUAUGACUGUAGUGGAGCUGGAGAUGUGGAUACAAGCAAAGUUGUGCAAGCACCUGAUGGGUAUAUAAGUGGUAUCAGCGGUAGAAAAUUAAAGGUUCCUUCAAGUUGGGUAAAUCCCACUGGAGAAUAUCACAUUGGUGUAAAAAAUCUGUAUUCAUUAUAUCCAGGCAAAUUAAGAGAAAGGGUAUUACAAGAACGAAAAAAACGUUUAUGGGACAAUCACCAUAAAUCUGCACUUGCAGAAGCAUCUAGACAACUACAAGAAUUUGAAGCAAAGAAUCCACAAUUAACAUCUUUAAAAGAUAGAUUACAAAAGGAGGAACUUGAGGCAAGAGUUGAUAUAUUAAAUAAUAUUGAAAAAAAAUAUUCUGAUGUAGGACCUACUUAUGACUGUGUUGUCUUUCAUGAUGGUGAAGUUUGGAGAGCAUGCAUUGACACCUCUGAAGAAGGUAACCUGGAAGCUGGGGUACUUCUAGGAGAAUAUUCUGUAACAAGGGAAUUUGCACCUCUUAUACAGGAAGAUCAACUAAAUAUUAGUAUCAAUGUUCAUGAUGAAGGAAAUACCUUAGAAAUUGUUAGUUUAUGUUCAAGUCAUGGUACGCAUGUAGCUUCGAUAGCCGCCGCAUACUUUCCCGAUAAUCCUGAAUUAAACGGUGUAGCUCCUGGUGCUCAAAUUAUUUCAUUAGGCGUUGGAGAUAGCCGCAUUGGUACAAUGGAAACGGGAACCGCGGUUGUGCGAGCAAUGAUACACGUAAUGAAACACAAAGAAAAGAUACACGUGAUAAAUAUGAGUUAUGGAGAACAUGCUCAUUGGUCAAACUCAGGAAGAAUAGGAGAAUUGAUGAAUGAAGUUAUUGACAAGUAUGGUGUAACAUGGGUAGCAUCUGCUGGUAAUCUCGGACCGGCUUUGUGCACUAUUGGGACACCUCCAGAUAUUAGUUCCAACAGUGUCAUUAGCGUUGGUGCCUAUGUUUCUCCUGAUAUGAUGGUAGCUGAAUAUUCUUUACGAGAAAAAAUGCCGGGUAUGUCAUACACUUGGUCAUCCCGUGGUCCAAUGAUUGAUGGAGGAGCUGGAAUUACUGUAUGUGCGCCUGGUGGCGCGAUCACUAGUGUUCCCAAUUUUACAUUAAGAAAAAGUCAGCUUAUGAAUGGUACAAGUAUGGCUGCACCACAUGUAACUGGAGCUAUUGCUGUGCUUAUAUCGGGACUUCUUGCGAAGGGUUGCCCUUUUUCUCCAUAUAACAUAAAAAGAGCUCUUGAGAACACAGCUUUGCAUAUACAAAAUUUAGAUCCUUUUGCACAAGGCUCAGGAUUACUACAAGUUGAACGUGCAUUUGAUAAUCUUGUUACUUAUAGUGAUGUACCUGAAAGAGAUGUAAGAUUUACUAUCAAUUGUGGUCCAAAUAAUGCUAAAGGAAUUCAUAUGAGAAGCGGUAUAAUUGAUCGGCCUAAAGAUUAUGCUGUUACUGUUGAACCUGUGUUCCUCAAUAGCGAAAAUACCGACCCGGCUGUCAAAAUUGCCUUCAAUUUGAAACUGACUUUGGUAUGUGAUGCAUCUUGGGUGCAUUUUCCAACGCAUCUUGAUUUAAUGAAUAUGGUACGCGCAUUUGCUAUUAAAGUAGAUGGUUUUAAUUUACCAGAGGGUGUUCAUACGACCACUGUCAGAGCUUAUGAUGUAACAAACAUCGCGAAAGGACCAGUGUUUCAUAUACCAGUUACUGUAGUACAGCCGCAAACACUGCCAAAAACUGCUGUCCUUCCAGAUUUAUCACAUACAAGUGUUUUAUUUAAACCUAAUACAUUGCAUCGACAUUUUAUUCUCGUUCCCGAAGAUGCAACAUGGGCAGUUGUUAGAUUGAAAAGCACAGAGAAAGAUAAAACCGGAAGAUUCGUAAUUCAUAGUGUUCAAUUGAAGCCUCGUUUGUCUUGUAAAACUCUAGAAGUGAACAAGUUGUUUACUGUAACUUCUCAGUCCGAAAUUAUUCAUCCGUUUGCUGUUCAGGGCGGAUUGAUUUUGGAAGUGGUUGUUGCAAAAUAUUGGGCAAAUAUAGGUGAUAUGUUAGUUGAUUAUUGCAUAGAAUUCCACGGUAUUCACAUGAUAGAUGGAAGUCUUACAAUGCAAGCUGGGGAUGGAAUAAAUCGUUUAGAAGUACGAAGUUCUCUUAGAAAUGAAGAAGUAGUUCCCUGUAUAUGUCUUAAAUCAUCUGUGCAAAUUUUAAAACCCACUGAUGCAAAGAUCGCUCCAUUACGGGAACGAGACAUUAUUCCACAUUCGCGACAAAUUUAUGAACUACAAUUAACGUACACGUUCCACUGUGCAAAAUCAACUGAAGUAACUCCAAAUGCAGCGUUACUUAGUGAUUUAUUAUACGAAAAUGAAUAUGAAAGUCAAAUGUGGAUGAUUUAUGACAGUAACAAACAGCUUAUUUGCUGUGGUGAUGCAUAUCCAUGCAAGUACGCGAAUCAGAAAUUAGAAAAAGGCGAUUACACUUUGAAAAUACAUAUACGGCAUGAAAAGAAGGAUUUACUUGACAAAUUAACGGAAAUGCCAUUUUUGUUAAGUCACAAGUUAAGUAAUCCAAUUACUCUAGACGUUUACGCCAGUCAAUCACAAGCCAUGAUUGGCGGCAAGAAAAUGAUAGCAGCUUCAGUUCCACCUGGUCAUAUCCUUCCACUAUAUAUUGCUCCUAUGUCGAAUGAAAACAAAGCUUGCAGAAAUACCACCUUGGGAAAUGGUAGUUAUCUACAAGGUACAUUGACCUUCUGCAAGGACGAAAAUGGAAAGAAAGUGGAUUGUCACACAUUUAAAUAUAUAUUAUCUGAACCAAAUAAAAAGUUCAGUAGUAGUAAUAGCAACAACAGUAGCAGUGGUUCAAGCAAAACAACAAAGUGGGAUGAAUACAAUGAAGCCCUUAGAGAUUUUAAGUGCAACUGGCUUUCAAAAAUGGAACCUGGAGAAUACGCCAAUUUAUUGUACGGAGAAUUGAAGACUCUCUUCUCGGACCAUUUGCCUGUUCACACUGCCAUGCUCAUGUCUUUGGAUUCUCCGGAAGCUCGACGUCAUGUGCCACACGAUGAUAUCUCAGAAGAAUCUGUUUCUCUGGCAAAUCAAAUCAUAAGCGUUGCUGACUUCAUGCUUACUAAUAUAGAUCAGGACAAACUUUUAGCUUAUUAUGGACUGAAGAGUGAUCAACGCGACGAUGCAGCGAAAAUUCGAACGAAUAUGGAGAGACAGAAGUUCAGCUUGAUAAAAGCAUUAGUAAAGAAAGGAUGUGCAUUGGCACGAUUGUACAUACACAAUGCUAAGAAAGAGAGUGGAGGAGAGCUCGAUGCUUAUGCACAUUUAUUAGAAAGCGUAACACAUCAUUGGCAAGAAGUACAGAAGUUUGCUGAAUCAACUGAUAUUAAGGUCAUUGCCCUGUCGUUAUGGCAUGCUCAUAUUAAUAACCAUUACGGUCGGUACUUGAAAUUAUUAUUGCGUUAUUAUGAAGAACAUCCAGUAAAGGAAGUUGACGAAAAGUGCAUAGAAAUUGCAAGGAUUUUAGGAUGGGAACAUUUGUCACGUCACAUUACCACUAUUAGCAAAGCAUGUACCCUUAUUUGUCUUCUGGUUGCUCAAUUUAUAUCUAAAACAGAAUUAUUAAUAUUUCAUGUAGAAGGAUGCUCUAAAAUUAUUGAUAUUAUAGCUCAAGCUAUGAUAGAGGGUAAUGCCAUCCAUACAUGGAGUAUUAAAGAAGGAUUAAUUUCCCAUCCAUAUCUUAGUACAGAAGAAGCACUGAGACUUGGAGGCAGAGACUUAAGUUUAUUAACAGAAUGGGUAACUUUCUUUGACUCCCAUAGUCAUAAUACAAUUACAAAUUCAAGACGCGGUUUAGUCAUUGCACAGGUGGAAUCUGCAUCUCCAGAUAAAGAUAUUUAUCGUACAUUUUCCACAUUAGAAGCUUUUGAGGAUUUUACUCCCAUGAAAGCUUCUCAAUUGAAAAUGAGAAUAGAGGAAAUGCUACGCAUUAAAGUUUCUGUAAAUAAUGAGCUUAGGGAUUUGAGUGCAAAAAGACAAAGGCUUCAAAUUGAAGUUAGUAGUUUAACUCAGAAAAUUGAUGAACUUAAACAAGAAUUAUUACAUCAGCAAACAGAUCUUGAUCGAUUGAAAAUUAGUGUUGAGCAGGCACAAGUAGCUCAAAGAGAAGCAGUUGAAAGAAAUACUCCAGAAUUGGCACCACCUAAGCGUAUAUUAAUGAAUUCUGUUCCUGUAGUAUUACCAACUACUAUACCACAUUCAUGUAGAAUGUAUAAUUGUUUUGAUCACAGCCGUUGCGCAUUAACAAGCGGUUUUCCGGUAUAUUUAUAUGAUCCAGAUCAGUAUUCAGUAGUAAAUCCUAGCUGGGAUGUGGAUGGAUUUUUGAAAACUACUAUUAAACAAACUUUAGGAUACAAUCCACAUCUGACUGCUAAUGCUGCUGAAGCUUGUAUAUACAUAGUACUAAUAGGAGAAGCUCUUUCCACCCAACCUAAAGUUGAUAGAAAAUACAGGAAAGCUAUAGAUGUAAAGAAAUUACAUGCACUUCCUUAUUGGGGUGGAGAUGGCAGAAAUCAUAUUUUAUUAAAUUUAGCACGUAGAGAUCUAUCUGUUGAAUCUGGAAAUAUUUUCAAUGAAGUUGAUACUGGAAGAGCCAUAAUAGUACAAUCAACAUUUUACAGAAAUCAAUUCCGUGAAGGUUUUGAUAUGGUUGUUCCUCCAAUUUUGGGACCUCCUGGCGGAGAUGUGUGGCAAGAAUGUGCACAAAUGUUACCUGCAAGAAGAAAAUAUCUGUUAUCUUUUCAAGGAGAGAUGAGAUCUCCAAGAGUUACUACUAUGACGCAUCAAACUGAUGAUGCAGAUAUAGAUCUAGAAAGAUUAGCAGUUGAUGAAAAUAAUUUAGAUACUUUUAUCAUUCAACAUCUUAAAGAUAUGAGUACUGGAUUAACUUUGGAUAAAUUUUUUAUUCAGUUCGAAUGUAUUCCGGCCUCGGAGGAAAAGAAUGUAGUGGAAAUUCUUGAUUGGUCUCUCUGCGGAACCGAUUCUUCAAGAAAAGCUAUAUUAAAGGAAUCAACAUUUGCUUUAAUUUUGGCACCUAGUAAUGCUUCAUUUGUAACCACUUCGUCUAUGCAAGCUCGGUUAUACGAAGCUUUGCGAUCAGGAUCCAUUCCAGUUUUUUUAGGCGGCGAUCAGAUUCUGUUGAGUUAUGAUGAAGUUAUCAGUUGGCGUAGGGCAGCAAUCUUUUUACCGAAGGCCAGAGUAACUGAAAUGCACUUUUUACUACGUGCCGUUCCUGAUACCGAUCUGUUGAGUAUGCGAAGACAGGGCAGAUUAAUAUGGGAACGUUAUUUAAGCACUGCACAGGGUGCAGUAGAUACUAUUGUAGCUGUAAUUAGAGAUCGACUUGGUAUACCGCCCUUACCGGCACCUCAAACUGCCAGUCCAAGUAUUUUUAAUGAAAGCUUUGUGCCUUUAAAAUCUGAUACCAUUAUUGCCGAGCCAGAAGCUGAAGAGAGUUUGGGUCCUUUAGAACCACCUUAUCCGUCUCCUGCUUUCAAAAGAAAUUACACCACAAUGUUGCUUCAGGGACACGAAAUUUGGAACGAUUGGUUGGAUCCAUUUUAUUUGUAUCCACAAUUACCUUUUGAUACCGUUCUCCCUAGUGACGCAAAAUUUCUUGGAUCUGAGGUUGGAUUUAGACCAAUCGGGAAAGGUGCUGGAGGCGCGGGCAAAGAGUUUAGCGAAGCUUUGGGUGGGAAUUAUCCAAGAGAACAGUUUACGAUUGUAAUGUUAACGUACGAACGAGAACAGGUUCUUAUAAACUCUUUGGCCCGACUUUAUGGAUUACCAUAUUUAAAUAAAGUUCUAGUAGUAUGGAACAGCCCAAAGCCACCCAUGGAAGAUUUGAAGUGGCCAGAUAUUGGAGUUCCAAUUCAUGUAAUCAAAGCUCCAAGGAACAGUUUAAACAAUAGGUUUUUACCAUUUGAUGCUAUCGAAACGGAAGCUGUUCUUUCAGUUGACGAUGAUGCUCAUUUAAGACACGACGAAAUUAUGUUUGGAUUUAGAGUAUGGAGGGAACAUCGAGAUCGUGUAGUCGGAUUUCCGGGUCGGUUUCACGCAUGGGACCAGAAUUAUCACAAUGCUUGGAAUUAUAAUUCUAAUUAUUCGUGCGAGUUAUCAAUGGUUUUAACUGGCGCUGCGUUCAUUCAUAAACAUUACACAUAUCUUUAUACACAUUGGCUACCGCAAGCGAUACGAGACAAGGUUGACGAAUACAUGAAUUGCGAAGAUAUAGCUAUGAAUUUCUUGAUAUCUCAUUUAACAAGAAAACCACCUGUUAAGGUUACAUCACGUUGGACAUUUCGGUGUCCCGGCUGUCCAAUUUCUCUUUCAGAAGACGAUACCCAUUUUCAAGAAAGGCACAAAUGUAUUAAUUUCUUUGCUCAGGUUUUUGGAUACAUGCCACUUUUAAAUACACAGUAUCGGGCUGACUCGAUAUUGUUUAAAACAAGAAUCCCACACGAUAAGCAGAAGUGUUUUAAAUUUAUAUAAAAAGAACAAAAUAGUAGGUAUACAUACACCCAGUAAACAUCACUUGAUAGAAUUUACACGGUUUUGAUAAGAUUUUGACUGAAUCGAUAAACGUUUCCUAUAAGGUGAUAUCAUUACGUGAAAUAAAUGUUAUAGAAUUUUUUUAUUGUCCUCUCUCUUUUUAUUGUACUUUCUUUUUCUAUCGAUGUACAUGUUGCUUGAAUGAAAUGCACAUUUAAAAAGAAAUUUAUUAAUAAAAAAAUGUUGAUGACUGUAUACAUAUAUAUCAUAACGAAUAUAGGACACAAUGCAAACACCUUUUUAUGUCAAUGUACGCAUAACUUACAUCAUAUCGAUUUUACCAAUUUAUAGUGAAAGCAUAAUAAAUUUAUUUACAUAAUGGUUGUUACGGACGUAUAUGAUUUUUGUAAAACGACAGAAUGGCUAAACUAUUAAAUAUGUAUACGAUACGCAUAUGUACAUAUUAAGAGUCUCGAAAAAGGGGAUGAAAAUGUAUCGACUUCGAAUUAUUUAUGAAUUUGACCAAUACGAUCAUGGCUUUCCAAUGAUUAUUGUUGCACACGAUUUGCACAAUAAUCUCAGGUUGUAAAUAUACUGUUUCCCGUGAUAAUGUAAAUAUAAUAAUUAAGCGUAAUUAAUUAGAUUUUAAUACGUGUUAGGGCAGAGCUGGUGAACGGGUACAGCGUAUGCAACUCAAAAUUAAAAAACGAUGAUUUUUUUAAAUAUUGGAAAGUCGUUAAUGAUUAUUUAUAACAACGUGGAGUUAUUUCUCUGAAUGCUGCUUACUACUUAUUUUUAUCGAAUUUUUUAUUUUGUUAGGUCUAAAUUUUAUUCUAAUUAUACAUCGAUUUAAUUAUUGUGUGUUACGCCAUUAUAAUGUGCCAAAUCUCUAGCGAUUAUGUACACUCUUUAAUUUAAUGUAAUUUAUGCUUCUUCGGAUAUUAAUUUUCCAUUGCAUAAUACUCUUGAAAUGUUGUUUGUAAAUAUAUGUGUCGCACAUC
Molecule: messenger RNA, 7930 nt
Organism: Osmia lignaria (orchard mason bee)
Lineage: Eukaryota; Metazoa; Arthropoda; Insecta; Hymenoptera; Megachilidae
Source: RefSeq, a predicted model, not a curated record